UCUGACGUCAUCAUCAUCGGCGGCGAGGAAAAGACAACUCUGAGGUCACUAGCUUUGUUUCGCGACAUUUUUUUUAUUGCUUGUGCUGUCGACUUUGCUCAAAUUAAACCUAAUGGCAAAUAAACGUUUUUAACGCCGUUUCACAUCCGUCACGACCAGUUGACUUCGGGCAUUUGUUUUUGUUCAGUGUCCACGCCCGCGUCCCGGUAUGUCUCACAACCAGCGCUACCGGCCACCUCCCUCCGACGCAGACUUCCUCCAGCCUUCUCUGAGAUCCAUCAGCUUUUCAGAGCGCCGUCGUCUCUCACCAGACCACGACUUGCCUGGAAUGUUGUCCUCAUCCUAUUCUUACUAUUCCUCUUUGCCACCCCGAAGCUCGCCUCUUGACUCGACAGACAUCCUGAACAGCUGCGGUCUGGAGGCCACAGACUUGUCGCUCCUUGCACAGUUUCCCGAAGACGCCUUGACUGUGGAAUCGCUGCCACACAUCCUCGAUAAGAUCAAAUCCAACAGAGGAAUGCCUCCCCUUAACUCUUUGUCCCACUUGCCAGGAUCGGCAAUGCAAGCCACAAACCAGAGGGACGGGCAGGAACACUGGGGGAAUACAAGGGGAUAUGGUCUUGUCUCCCAAAACCCUCCUACCAGGAGAGACCAUCUGCAGCAUUCAUUCCCUUCUGCCUACGACGUGGACGAAAGGGUGCCGUUUUCUGGCCGCGAUGCCCAACUGGCAAGACCAGCAAAAAUCAUUCCCUCCCUCUUCUCCGUGCCUGGCCCAGCUAACAGACUCUUGGCGCAGCCCAUGGAGAGACAACGGAGAACUGGAACUGGGUGGGAACAAGGUUGUUCUGACGCCUCUUCCAGCAAGAUUUAUCGUCAACCCAUCAGUGCUGCCUUGCCCUGUAAAAAAGUAGCACAGGACUUCCAUGGCACAACACCUCCAAUGUACCCGUACUCGUGUUCUCUGUGUAAUGUCACUGUGCUCUCAGAGAAGUUCUGGACCAAACACAUCAACAGCUCCAAUCAUGCAGAGAGACAACACAUCCUGCUUCAGAGCUUUCCAUCGUGGGACUGCCGCAUGGAGCCAGUCACCAGAGCUGGCAGACAAGAGAAGAAGAGGAAAGACAGCAGCAACUCGCGUCCCGCUAAGCAUGUUGAGAAGAAGGCAGCCAAGAGAAGCAAUGUGGUGUGUGUCAAAUUUGCUUCUCACACUGUGGACGAGUUGUACCUCAGGAAACUGGUGGAACCAUUUGGCAAGACCACCAAGAUCCUUGUGUUUGCGUCACUUGCCUUCAUGGAGAUGGGCUCUGCCGACCAAGCACAGGAGUUGGUGAAUUUCCACAACCAAUCUCCUCCCAAAAAGAACGGCAAGCAAAUGGAGUUCAGCAUCUCCCACUCUUUCAACUUUGUGAAGAGCUCUCGCGUGCUGCACUUCACGCCAUCCCUAGAAGGAGACAAGGACAGGUCGAAUCUCUUAAGUGUUGUCAAACGCUUCGGCCAGCCUACCUAUACGCUAUUCCUGCCAACUGAUGCAUUUAUCGAGAUGAACAGUAUCCGUGACGCUCAAAAGGUGGUGGAGAAUUAUUCGUCUAACAUCCUAAGGAUCAAUGACAACAUCCUAAAAGUUUCUUUUUCUGCAAAAUACUCAAGUCUCUUGAAAGUUUCUUCUGCUCAGCAGUACAAAGAAGAAUCAACCAAGAGGACAAGGAGCAGACAUGACGACAGCCCAUCCAAGAAAAGGAAGAGAGAAGAGGCCAGGUCCAAGUCCAGAGAGAGUGAGGCCAGUUCCAAGUCCCGAGAGAGGAAGGCCAGGUCCAAGUCCCGGGAGAGGAAGGCCAGGUCCAAGUCCCGGGAGAGGAAGGCCAGGUCCAAGUCUCGGGAGAGGAAAGCCAGGUCUAAGUCAGUGGAAAGAAAGGCAAGGUUUCAAGAGAAGAAGAGAAAAGAAGAGAAGCCUGACACUGAGUCCAGUUCUGCUUCUGCUGCAGCUCUGCUAAAACCCUCAGAAGAUGUAUGUGAUGACAAAAUCCAGCACGUCUUGGAAGAAGAAAGCUUUUCUGGAGAGGACAGCGACAUUGAGGGGAUGGAGGUGAUUGGCGAGGAUGGAGAACCCUUGGAUGAGGAUGAUCUGGAAACUUUGGAGGAAGCUGAAGAAGAAAUGGACACAGAGGAAGAAAUUGAUACUGAAGACUGCUUGUCGAAAGUUGAAGGUGAAAAAGAGGAAGAGAAGGCUGAUGGUGAGAAGCUCGACAAAGAGCAACAUUCUAACGGCGAAGAAAAGACCAACAACGAGCGGGAAGCAGACUUCCCAGUGGACUUGGAUGACUGCAUCACACUGGAUGAAGUAGGAGAGGUGCAGAGCAGCGACAAAGGUGAAGAAGAUGAGAAUGUGCAGCAGAAGUCUCGAGUGGUCUCCAUACUGCAUCUGCCGAAUAACUAUUACAAAGCCAAAGACUUCAUCGGUCUUUUUAAAAGACACGGGAAGCCAGUGCGCCGCUUCAUUUUGCAAGGUCAACAGAGGGCCUUCAUGGAGAUGUCGAGCCACACAGAGGCUUUGAGAGCCGUCCGUAAACUAAAGGUUUUCUUCAAGAGGCAAUGUCAUGUAUUUGUCUCCAAAAAAUAUCCACGCCUGGACUGCGGGACAGAGAUUGACGAGCUCCAGCCCUUGAUUGGCAGUAGCAGGCCACGCAACCAACACAGAGACAAAGAUGAGUCGAAACGCGGAAGAAAGGAGUCGCCCACAUCGUCUCAGGAGAAAAAGAAGAGCUCUCAAAAGACUCCAGAAAGGGAAGAUUCUAACAAAAAGGCACAAGAGAAACAAUCAGCAUCUAAAAAGACUUCAGAGAUUGAAUCGAAGUCUGCCAAGAGUCAGGAGAUUGAGUCAAAAUCCAGAAAAACUUUGGCAAGUGAGUCAAAGUCUGGGAAGCGCCAGAAGAAGCAGUCUUCUGGUAGGAAGGAGGAUAGUUCAGAGAGUGAGAAGACUCAGGACAACGUAUCAGAGUCCAAGAAGAUUUUGGAUAAAGACUUAGAGUCUGGGAAGAGCCAGAAGAAGCUGUCUUCUGGUAGGAAGGAGGAUAGUUCAGAGGGGGACAAGACUCAGGACAAAGUAUCAGAGUCCAAAAAGACUUUGGAUAAAGACAUAGAGCCUGGGAAGAGCCAGAAAAAGCAGUCUUCUGGUAGGAAAGAGGAUUGUUCAGAGGGUGAGAAGACUCAGGACAAAGUAUCAGAGUCCAAGAAGACUUUGGAUAAAGACUUAGAUUCUGGGAAGAGCCAGAAGAAGCUGUCUUCUGGUAGGAAGGAGGAUAGUUCAGAGGGUGACAAGACUCAGGACAAAGUAUCAGAGUCCAAAAAUACUUUGGAUAAAGACUUAGAGCCUGGGAAGAGCCAGAAGAAGCAGUCUUCUGGUAGGAAGGAGGAUAGUUCAGAGAGUGAGAAGACUCAGGACAACGUAUCAGAGUCCAAGAAGAUUUUGGAUAAAGACUUAGAGUCUGGGAAGAGCCAGAAGAAGCUGUCUUCUGGUAGGAAGGAGGAUAGUUCAGAGUUGGACAAGACUCAGGACAAAGUAUCAGAGUCCAAAAAGACUUUGGAUAAAGACAUAGAGCCUGGGAAGAGCCAGAAAAAGCAGUCUUCUGGUAGGAAAGAGGAUAGUUCAGAGGGUGAGAAGACUCAGGACAAAGUAUCAGAGUCCAAGAAGACUUUGGAUAAAGACUUAGAUUCUGGGAAGAGCCAGAAGAAGCUGUCUUCUGGUAGGAAGGAGGAUAGUUCAGAGGGUGACAAGACUCAGGACAAAGUAUCAGAGUCCAAAAAGACUUUGGAUAAAGACAUAGAGCCUGGGAAGAGCCAGAAAAAGCAGUCUUCUGGUAGGAAAGAGGAUAGUUCAGAGGAUGAGAAGACUCAGGACAAAGUAUCAGAGUCCAAGAAGACUUUGGAUAAAGACUUAGAUUCUGGGAAGAGCCAGAAGAAGCACCCUUCUGGUCGGAAGGAGGAUAGUUCAGAGGGCGAAAAGAUUCAGAACAAAGUAUCAGAGUUCAGGAAGACUAUGGAUAAUGAGUUAGAGUCUGGGAAGAGCCAGAAGAAACUGUCUUCUGAUCCGAAGGAGGAUAGUUCAGAGGGUGAGAAGACUCAGGACAAAGUAUCAGAGUCCAGGAAGACUUUGGAUAAAGAGUUAGAGUCUGGGAAGAGCCAGAAAAAGCAGUCUUCUGGUCGGAAGGCUGAUAGUACGGAGGGCGAGAAGAUUCAGGACGAAGUACCAGAGUCCAAGAAGACUUUGGAUAAAGACUUAGAGUCUGGGAAUAGCCAGAAGAAGCAGUCUUCUGGUCGGAAGGAGGAUAGUACAGAGGGCGAGAAGAUUCAGGACAAAGUACCAGAGUCCAAGAAGACUUUGGAUAAAGACUUGGAGUCUGGGAAGAGCCAGAAGAAGCAGUCUUCUGGUAGAAAGCAGGAUAGUUCAGAGGGCGAGAAGAUUCAGGACGAAGUACCAGAGUCCAAGAAGACUUUGGAUAAAGACUUAGAGUCUGAGAAGAGCCACAAGAAGCAGUCUUCUGGUCAGAAGGUGGAUAGUUUAGAGGGGGAGAAGACUCAGGACAAAGUAUCAGACGACAGGAAGACUUUGGAUAACGAGUUAGAGUCUGGGAAGAGCCAGAAAAAGAAGUCUUCUGGUCAGAAGGAGGAUAGUUUAGAGGGUGAGAAGACUCAGGACAAAGUAUCAGACAACAGGAAGACUUUGGAUAAAGAGUUAGAGUCUGGGAAGAGCCAGAAGAAGCUUUCUUCUGGUCGGAAGGAGGAUAGUUCAGAGGGCGAGAAGACUCAGGACAUAGUAUCAGAGUCCACGAAGAGUAUGGUGACUGAGUCAGAGGGCGAGAAGUCUCAGAAGAGGAAGAGAGACAGUGUUUCCUCAAAAGACAUUGAACAUCCUGAAGGUACGGACUCCUGGAAGCACAACCAAAGUCUAGUAGGUGGCCCGUGUGAGAAGAGAAACGCACCUCUUGAGGACGACUCUGUGCCUGGAAAGAUCCGAAAGGGAGAGCAGAGGAGUCGAACAUUGGGCGAGAGUCCAAAAACAUGUGUUCAGAACCCUUCCGAAGCACAGUCAGAUCAGAAAACUGCUGAUGGACCCUCAGGUGCCCCCACUGCACCUCUCCUGCCUGUUGGAACUGAGUUUGUGCGUCCGGUUGUCGGCUACUUCUGCAACUUGUGUCAGCUCAUCUACGCCGAGGAAGAUGAGGCCAAAGUGCAACACUGCAGCAGCCGCCAGCACCACGACAAGUAUCAGGAGAAGAUGAAAAUUGUGAGCUGAAUGAAAUUUUUUAUUUGUUUUACUUCCCAUUCCUUUCACAAUAAAGCCAUGUGACAAAUUUAAGAGUAAAACAUUUAUUUUUGAAAAACAUUCCAACAUAAAUCACUAACGCUGAAUAUUGCCGACUCCUCCGCCUAUCAUCCCAUCCCGAACCCUUGUUCACAU
This is a messenger RNA of Entelurus aequoreus (snake pipefish), 5455 nucleotides long. Its product is annotated as zinc finger protein 638-like. Gene Ontology annotation, molecular function: nucleic acid binding; zinc ion binding. The record is from RefSeq and is a predicted model, not a curated record. The transcript has 22 exons. Lineage: Eukaryota; Metazoa; Chordata; Actinopteri; Syngnathiformes; Syngnathidae. Bases 209 to 5290 code for a protein of 1693 amino acids.